Molecule: messenger RNA, 3162 nt
Organism: Pecten maximus
Lineage: Eukaryota; Metazoa; Mollusca; Bivalvia; Pectinida; Pectinidae
Exons: 9
Coding region: 67-2301 (744 amino acids)
Biological process (GO): recombinational repair
Source: RefSeq, a predicted model, not a curated record
AACUAUUUCAGAAAGUGAUGACAUCACAGGUUUCGGGCUUAUUCCACAAAAGGGCGCCUGUCAUGAAUGAUGCAUUUGACAACAAUAUUUUAUCACCUGCUGGUGAUGCUCAGUGCGCUGUACUGUAAACAGGAAGCUGAAAUAAUUUCACAAAUGUUCGAAAUACCAGACGAUGAUGAUAAUUUCUGGGAGGAUUUACCACUAAAUGAUAUUAGCAAUGAAAAUGUGACCCUAGUCAACAAUUCUGAAUCAGAGUUACAGAAAAAUCAACCAUGUAGCUUUGACCAGAUCAAUUUUAACAAAAAGAGAUGUGUAUCUAACCAUGAUCAGCCCUCAGAAAAUCAAGGGAGACAAUUCCCAAACAAUGAUGUCACUUCUGGACAAGCCGGUCUCGCUUUGGAAAGAGGUCCUGACAGUGGAUGCAGUGAUUCUAGAAACAACUCUUUUCAAGGGAAGCUGAUUGACAGUUUGCGGGGCCCCUGCUUGAGCAUACCACCACAGCCGUCCAGAGUCUUGGUUCCAUUUACUCAGGAGGUAGUACUGUCUAGAGAUCCACUUUUAAACAGUCCACAGACACCGUCCGCGAACACCUCAACAUCUGAUACUGAUGUGAGAAGUGGAUAUUCCACCUCACACAGCAACAAUGGAAGGCUGACAAACAAGAGGAAGAGGAAAUUCCCUGGUCCAGCUGGUCUCCUUCCCAGACUUGGUCAAGGUCACACCUUGGACAGUCCAGACAUAUCGAAAGUUAAAGAUGAUGUGGUCAGCCCGGAACAAGGGAUUGAGAAAACAGACUUGAUCAUGUCAUCCCAGUCUGGUGAGGAGGUGUUCAAUGAACGUCCCUGGCAGACUCUAAUGAGGGACCUACAAGAUGAUGGACAGGACACACUUCAGCGAUUCUCUCUUGCAUCAAGCCUACAGAAGGCCAAGAAAAAGCAGCUUCCAAAAGGAAAGGUUCUGUUUGUGAUGGCUGUAAUUGAGACGCUGGAGUGGCCAGGCAAAGAUGCCAGUGUCACGCUCAAGGAUAAGUCAGGUACUAUUCAGGGGACCAUCCAUGAGAGCCUGAUGAAAGAGUAUGAAUGUGAUCUCCAGCCAGGCAGUGUUCUAGUCCUGAGACAGGUGAGUGUCAUCAGCCCUACAUCACGGAACCACUACCUGAACAUCACCCCAGCCAAUGUAGUUUGUGUCUACUGUAAUAAAUCUGAAGGUCUUAGUCGGCUCCGUUUCGUGGACAAGGAUAAACCACUGCCCACAAUUCUGAAGAACCUAGAGAGGGAAAUGGUAGCUGAACUCACACCUCAGAGGCCCAGGACAAACACUCCCCAGUCAAGGUCCAAUAUAGGGACACCAGACAUCAGAAAUCUACAAUCAAGGUUCAAUACAGGGACACCAAAUAUUGGGACUCCCCAAGUGAGGCUCAAUAUGGGGACACCAGACAUCAGAACUCCACAAUCGAGGCUCAAUAUGGGGACACCAGACAUCAGAACUCCACAGUCUAGGUUUAACACUGGGACACCAAAUAUUGGGACUCCCCCAGUGAGGCUCAAUAUGGGGACACCAGACAUCAGAACUCCACAAUCGAGGCUCAACAUGGGGACACCAGAUUUUAGAAAUCAACAACCAAGAUUCAGUGUAGGUCAUGCAGGAAAGACUAGUGUGGAGCCAUCAAAGUCGUACCAUAUUGGAGAAAGGGUUCCGGGAGUAGGCUUAUCAGGCAUACAGGGGACUCCGGUAUCAAGGACAGGAUCUAGUACUCCUCACAGUAGACCAGGUCAAAGUUCCAGAAACACUGGAGCAAAUGUCAUGGAAGUAGGGGUCACAAGACCACCAUUUGGAUCCUCCACUCCACACACUGGUGCUAACUUUAGCACACCAAGAUUUUCAAUGCCUGAUCCUCAACAAACAAAUAACUCCAGUAUUGUGGAUUCAAUUCAUAUGCCAAGGAAUGGGAGUAUCUCGUACAACAGUGGAUCGAUUACAUCCAAUACUUCUCCGAGUGGAGCAGCACCCAUUAAUAGGACUUAUCAGGGAGGUUCAGCACCUGGAAAUAAGACUCCCCAGGGAGCAGUAAUACCUGGGUGUAGAGGUGUGUCAUUAAAUCAUUCCACACCUGUUGCAGAUAAUCCCUACAGACUUCAACCACAAAACCCAGGACAUCCUACUGCCAUAUCAAAAAGCCCAUCAGACUUUCAAAAAUCAAAAUUUCCUCUGCUGUAUUGUCAAGUACUAAUACACCAAAAUUCCUCAACCAGGAAAAGGCAUCUUCAGAUGGUGUGGGCAGGUUGCUGUCAUCCUCUGUAAAUAGUUCUGUUACUAGUACUGGUCAAUGCACUGUGUCCAGUUCAGACAGUUGUCCUAGCGCGAUGUCCAUCUAUCCUCCACAUAAUGUUAACAGCGGCCCAGUCAGUAGUCAUUUGAUUAACAAUGGAAAGUAUUCUGGUAGGAUGGAUACCACCGGUACAAAUCGAAACAACUCUACAACAUCAGCUGUGAAUACACCAAACAGAAAAGGGUUUAAGUUCAAGUCAACAAAAUCUCUUACCUCCCCUGAUAAUUCACUGGCUUUACCAGUGGGACAAAAAUCAGAUAAUUCACCUCCAGGUGGCAGCACAAUCACAGGAUUAGAUCUAAGUGUACCAGAUUCCUCAAGGAAGUCUAAUAUUGGAGUGGAAAGUCUAUGGCAGGAUGACCUGAGUGAUGACAUCUUGUCCCAGCUCUCCGAGGAACUUGUGUAAAAAUCUCUGUUUCUUGUAUCUGUCAGCUUACUUAGGAGGGACUUGUAUGCCCUCGGUAUUAGUCUUUGAAAGUGAAAUAUGUGAGAUUUUAAAACUUAAUGUGUAUAAAACUUGUAUUGAGGGAAGUGUGAAAGAAAAUUGUUAAAAAUGUUUUGUGUUAGGUUGAACUUAUCAUAGAAACUGGUAUAAGAGUUUUGUGCCGUUUGGAAGGUGUUGGGGGGGGGGGGGGGAGGAUUAGGAUUAGAAAUGUCAUGAGAAACCUGUCAUAGUGUAAAAGCCUGAUUGUUAAUUAGGAGAAAGGUUGGUAUAGGUCUGCACACAAGGACACUUAUCUUUGUAUAUAUAGUUAAAGCUAUGAUCCAAAAUGAAAUACAACUGAUGAAAUGUGCUGAAUGAUCAUGAAGAAAUUAAAUAAUGAUCAUUUCAA